CCAUGGCGCCAUUCCUGAAUUGUGAUAAUCCGUACUCAAACCUGGAGAACCCCAGACGCGCCUCAGCCACACUUUGUAGAUCCACAAGUUCCCGUCACCAGCAGCAGCAACCUACCUCAACGACCCUCUAGCAGCAGCUCACACAAGUCCACAAUGGCACGCCUCAGGAAGAAGCCGCCAUCACAGCACCAGACGACACAGACAGCGCAUACCACCAAGGCCAAAGUCAUGUCCGGCACACAAGGUCUACGCGUCGGGGGCGCCGGCUCAUGGAGUGUGCGCACGCAGUGGAUCUUCUUUGCUGUCGCCAGCGGCGCGUGUGCAGCAUUCAACGGUGUAUUUGCAAAGCUGACUACGACGUCCCUUACGACGUCGCUGUCAAACAGCAUUGCUAAUGCGCUUGGCCUGUCUGACUGGGAGACCGUCAUGGAGUAUAUCGUGCGCGGGACCUUCUUUGGGCUCAAUCUCAUCUUUAAUGGCAUUAUGUGGUCGCUGUUCACCACGGCAUUGGCCAAGGGGACCUCAACAACCCAGGUCUCCAUCAUGAACACCUCGGCCAACUUUAUGCUCACGGCGUUCAUGGGAGCCAUUAUCUUCAGCGAGCAGCUGCCUCUCAUGUGGUGGGCAGGGGCUGCAUUUUUGGUGGUCGGGAACGUGAUCAUUGGGAGAAAGGAUGAGAGCAAGGAGGGUGCGGGCGAGGACGAUGCUGGGUACGCGGCCGUUGCGCAGUCAGAGGAUAUUGAGCCCAGAGGGUCGAGCAGAGAGGAAGAAGAGGAGGCUAGAGAUGAGGAUGUUAUUGACCUAGGGGAUCUGCAUGAUGAAAGGAGAUAGAUAGGAUAGCAGCACAUGGACAUUUGAGACAACGGCCC
Molecule: messenger RNA, 869 nt
Organism: Emericellopsis atlantica
Lineage: Eukaryota; Fungi; Ascomycota; Sordariomycetes; Hypocreales; Bionectriaceae
Exons: 3
Coding region: 154-831 (225 amino acids)
Source: RefSeq, a predicted model, not a curated record